Durusdinium trenchii is the source of this 3714-nucleotide messenger RNA. The record is from the annotation of a GenBank genome assembly. NCBI's taxonomy places the organism in Eukaryota, Dinophyceae, Suessiales, Symbiodiniaceae.
GCCUGGUGCCGUGACUGAGUACGGCCGCACCGGCGACGUGGCGGCCCAGUCGGCGGUGUGCGCGGCGCUGCGGAGCCUUGGCGAAGACCCCAAGCUGCGGCCGCUCUUCCCGGCCGCCGCGGAUGCGCUGAUGGAGGCCUGCAGCUCCUCCUGGCUCUUGGCCGCCACGGAGCUCGAGCGCCGGCAGCUGCUGCGCCAGGCCGCCGAGGCCCUGGAGCCCCUGGUGGCUGAGGGGCUCGACGCAGGCUGAGCGGCUCGCGCCACAGCGGCGUGGGACUGGUUGGGGAGGAAAACUGAUUGAUUCCUUAGACACUGCUUAUGAACUUGUGGACGGAACCUACGACUUUCAUGUUUGUUUUUGGAGUCACUGACCGCGGAUGAUUUCAGAUUUGUUUUGCUCUAUUGCUUUGGCUGGAGUGAGUGAGGAUGUGUGGGACGCGGCUGGAUUCCCGGCUGGAUGCAGUCGAGUCAACAGCAGGAGCCGGUUGAACAAUGUCGGGCACGGUGUCUCAAUGUCCCAGUCAUGACUUGCCGCACCCACCAUGACUUGCUGUCUCAGUCAUGCCAUAUAAUCACGAGUAUCGCAAACCUCGCCUGCAAGGGAACUUGCAUUGAGAUAAAUACGCUCGGCAAGUUGAUGUUAUUUGGCAUGUGAAACAUAAUGAGCUUGACUGCUCAUGACUGUCUGGUAUUUUUCGUUUGCUUCCGAUGUCGGAAGGUGUGUUCGCACCCAGAAUGCUGAUCCCACUGCUGCAUGCGGCGCGAGACCUUUCCAAGGAAGGUACUCUGUCUUUGGAUGAUUGCUUGGAACCAGCGUGUCUUUGCUUGCAGCGUCCCAUGGACAUCCAACAGCUUCCGGAGCAUUUUCUCCAGCUCUUCGAUGCAGCGGUGGACCUCACCACGCAACAGGACUUCAGACGACAUGCCUUCAUCUCCGAGAUGCUUGGCCAGCUCUUUGUGAUGCUUGCCCAGGCCACAUGGGCGGCUCGCUGUGCCACCGCCGUUGGAGGAACCUUCCUGCAAAGGCACGACGGCUUGGGAGAUGUGACGUUGCUGCUCCGCUUCGCCCAGAAGCUGGGCACUGGUUCGGCUGGGCACUUGCUGGCACGAGACCUGUGGGCUGCGCUCAGCGCCAUGCUAUGGCCCAUGCUCCAGCUGGAUGGAAUGGCCACUCAGGAGGAGGUGAGCAGCUUCAAGGAGUGUUGUCUGCAACUGGGCCAUUUGGUACCGCAGCUGUUCGAGACACAGCUUUCUGAAGCUGAACUGCAAGGCCCGGAGGUGGUCUUGGAUGAGGACCCUUCGGCCGGUCAGCUCUUGUCAGUGCUUUUGGUUCCAUUCCUGACCGUUGAUGCCAACUCCUUGUCCCUUCUGGUUCCAAGCCACGAGCUUUUCAUGUCCUGCUCUUCCCUCCUGGACACCACCGACGGCGCAUGGCUCCCUCGCGCCGCCGCGCUGGCGGCCGCGGGCGCCGCGGACGACACCGUGCCGGUGGCGGCGGCCCGUGGAGCCAUGCAGAUGGAAGAGGCAGCGCUACGGAAGCUGGCCGAAGGCGAGCUCCCGACUUUACCUCUCAGAUCCGUGGUCUUUCUCACUUGCGCAGUCGCGCGCGCCGCCGCGCGAGCGGUGUCGGUGGCGACUUCGGCGCCCAGCGACGCGGUGGAGUGGCUGGCGCUGGUGGAGCUGGGCGCGGCGCGGCUGCGGCGGGCGGCGGCCAAAAGUAUGGCGGAGGGCGGGGCGCUGGAGGAGUGGCGGCUGCUGAAGUGUUCCUCGAUUCCCAACGGGCACAAAGAGUUGACCACGGCACUGGGAUGGCUCUUAGCCUCGGCUGACGAGGAAGGCACCGAGCCGAUCGAGGCAGACGAGACCAAGGAGGCAGAGGAUAUCCUUCUGGGAGCAGCGAUUCUAGAGUCGGCACAGAAGGGCGAUGUCGGCGUGGAGAAAGGCCAGGGCGUCUUUGUGGCCCAUCCAGGUGAGUGGUGCUGGUUGCGCGACUGCCUGCCCUCACCACGCUGGAUGUCCUCGCGAGUGGAGGUGCUUUUAGGGCAUGCGCUGCAGGUUGAUGAAGAUGUGGCUUGUGGCAUGCUCGCGCUUUUGGCCACGUGUUUCUCUGACUCCAAGACAGCUGCAGCGAUCGCCAACAACCACGCCAUUGCAGGAAUUGCUAUGCGAUGGCAGAGGAGUGAGUCAGGCAACUCCCAGCUUGCAAGAUGCAUCGGACUCUUCAUGCUUCAGCAAGUGGCCGCCGCUCCCAGCUGCGAAGCCUUUCAACAGAGCCCGCUCUUGGCCAUGGUCCUGGAGACUUUGCAAAGCAAUUCCUUUGCCUUGUUGCUGCCGGAGGUCGCGGCGGUGGCCUCCUACCGGGCUUGGGACGUGCCGAAGCUUCGAGGGGUCGCGACAGGGCCACGACUGGGAAAGGAGCUUCGGGAUCGGCUGGAGCGGAGUCUCCGAGAGGACCGGACUGAGCCAACGGACGCGGUGGGGCCCGUGGGGGUAGACCCCACGGACGCGGCUUCUGCGUGGGCUUUGGUGAGCACCAAUUUGCUGCUCACCGGCCAGCCGCUUCUAGCGCUUCCACCACCGCGCGGCUACCAAGACUGGGUUUUUUCGCUGAGCCCCCCUGCGUGCGCGAGCCCAAAGACUGCCUUCAGGCUUUUAGCCUUGGCGGCCUCCUGUUUGCGCGGCGACAAAAACGUGCUGCCGAAGGCUCUGCUGUGCCUUGAGGCAGUGGAGCAGUUGCCAUUGUUUCUGCGCUCCUGUGGGGAUUUGCUCUUCCGGGACUGGAACUUGGAAGGUGCCUGGGCGGCCACGGCCACCAGCGACGCUGCGGCCCUGGUCAUUCUCGGACUCCUGGCCAUGGAGCGCCCCUCGUGGCCCGCGCUGCUCCGCUCCGAGGCCCUGCACAGCGGUGAAGUGGCCAAAAGUUUGCAUGCGGCUGUGGAGCGGCUUCUUCUCGGAGGAGAAAGUGCCGAGGAGCUGUCUCCUUGCAGGUGCUUGAGUGAACCUUGCCUUUUACUUCUCAUCUUCCUGCUGCGGGCGGAGCCAGGUUGGCUGCGAGACUGUGAUUUGUUCAAGAUCCAGCCGCUUUUGGUGCGCCUGGCGCGCUCGACGAGCCGCACGCCCGGCAGUCAACGCUUGCUGCUGCUCCGCCUGGCCGAGGAGCUGCUGUUCUUGGAGUGGUGCUCUGAAUGCCACCGGGUGGUGCUUCGUCAGCUGUUGGCGGAGCGCCACGUAUGGGACCGGGCGACGCAAGAGCUUCGAGAGCUUCGAGAGCGCACGCACACGGAGGUGCCAUCGGACGCUUCCCAAGGGGAUGACGUGGUGAUGUCGGAGGGCUCGGACGAGGACAUGGACCUCAUGUCCCUGCAGCGCCGGGCGGCGGAGCGCCGGCGCGCGGAAGGUAGCCGCUUGCCCAUUUUUGCAUCCAACUUGGAAUGUUUGGGGGCGCUCCAUCGAGCAGCUUCUCAACGGCUUUGUGCCUGCCUGGCGGUGCCAGGACAGAACUGAGAUGACACACAGCUCGCUCCGAGCUUUGCUUUUCAGCCGUUGUUUUCGGUCCAUUUUCUGUGGCUGGAAAUGGGCAAUGCAUGCAGCCUCAGGGAGGUGAAACACCCGAAUUCGUCAGUGGCCGGCCGAGAAUUCGCUCGAGUCAGUCAGUGUUUGGCGGAGGAUGCCUACAAGAAUAGGAGUUCGCGAAGGAGUGACAGGAGCGAGUGA